AUGGCUCCCUCACCUUUGAGAUCCAAGUCACUUAACCAUGGCCGCUCUCUUAGCUUCCCAUCUUCAUCACAUCCUGCUCCUACUCACUUCGAUGAGAACUUAUCCAGAUUGAGAUCUUCCGAGGCUGCUUGCUCGUCGCUCUCAUCCAUCAACCGCGCUGCAAAUGGCCUCAGAAACUUAUAUGAGAGCAUCGAUGAUUUGCUUCUCUUGCCUCACAUUCAGCAGAUCGUUUCUGAGGAGUGUGUUGAUAAUUACAUCAGCCUAUUGGAUGCUAGCAGCUCAGUUAAGGAUCUCAUCUCACUCGUGAAGGAAGAUCUACGAGAGCUUCUCUCUGCUGUAAGGAGAAAGGAUGUUCGAGGCAUAAACGGCUACCUUGCUUUAAGAAAGCAGUCGAAGAAAAAGAUCCAAAAGUGUUUGAAGAAGUUGAGACGUAGCAGCGCCUCAGCCUUUUCUGAGAAUGUUUCCAUGUUGAAAGAUGCAGAGUCCGUUGCCAUUUCCUUGCUCGAGUCUCUCUUGUCCUACACGUUGGGGAUGACAAUGCAAGAAAGCAUCAGACGACGAGAAUGA
Molecule: messenger RNA, 567 nt
Organism: Salvia miltiorrhiza (redroot sage)
Lineage: Eukaryota; Viridiplantae; Streptophyta; Magnoliopsida; Lamiales; Lamiaceae
Exons: 1
Coding region: 1-567 (188 amino acids)
Biological process (GO): shoot system development; root development
Source: RefSeq, a predicted model, not a curated record